This is a messenger RNA of Nylanderia fulva, 1443 nucleotides long. RefSeq names its product 26S proteasome regulatory subunit Rpt6 (gene Rpt6). The record is from RefSeq and is a predicted model, not a curated record. Lineage: Eukaryota; Metazoa; Arthropoda; Insecta; Hymenoptera; Formicidae. Gene Ontology annotation, molecular function: ATP binding; ATP hydrolysis activity.
AAGAAGCAGUCAAGCAGUCUAGUAUUAUAUAGUCUAUGGAAAUAACGAGAGCUGAUGAUAAGCAAAAAGUGAUUUUGUCGAAUUUCGAGGAUUUUAAGAAUUUUGAAAAAAAUAAAGAUCAACUCACAUAACACUUUUCUUUUUUUCACACUACAUCGAGAUAUAUUAAAUAUUUAUCUGAAACAUUAUUACUCUUUAAGAAUCCAUUAUGACACUUACAAAUAAGAUGGAUAUUGAUGAAAAGAAUAUUAAAGGAGAAGGUUUUAAACCAUAUUACAUUACAAAAAUUGAAGAAUUGCAAUUAAUUGUUGCUGAAAAAAGUCAAAAUUUAAGAAGAUUGCAGGCACAGCGUAAUGAACUAAAUGCAAAAGUACGUAUGCUACGAGAAGAGCUACAACUCUUACAAGAACAGGGCUCAUAUGUAGGGGAAGUAGUUAAACCUAUGGAUAAAAAGAAAGUCUUAGUCAAAGUACAUCCUGAGGGCAAGUUUGUUGUGGAUAUAGAUAAAAAUAUCGAUAUCAAUGAUGUGACGCCAAAUUCGCGAGUGGCUCUGCGCAAUGAAAGUUAUACUCUGCAUAAAAUUCUACCAAACAAAGUUGAUCCGCUUGUUUCUCUUAUGAUGGUGGAAAAGGUACCAGAUUCGACAUACGAAAUGGUUGGAGGUUUAGAUAAGCAGAUAAAGGAGAUAAAAGAGGUCAUAGAGUUACCAGUCAAGCAUCCAGAAUUAUUUGAUGCUCUUGGAAUUGCGCAACCUAAAGGCGUACUGUUAUAUGGACCACCAGGUACCGGUAAAACUUUACUUGCAAGAGCAGUAGCGCAUCAUACAGAAUGCACCUUCAUUCGUGUAUCUGGAUCUGAAUUAGUGCAGAAAUUUAUCGGAGAAGGUUCGCGUAUGGUUCGUGAACUUUUCGUCAUGGCAAGAGAACAUGCACCAUCUAUAAUAUUUAUGGAUGAGAUUGAUUCUAUCGGUAGUUCCCGGAUUGAAUCUGGAUCUGGUGGCGAUAGUGAAGUUCAACGAACCAUGUUAGAAUUACUUAAUCAAUUGGACGGCUUCGAAGCAACAAAAAAUAUAAAGGUCAUUAUGGCUACAAACAGAAUUGAUAUCCUGGAUCCUGCAUUGUUGCGUCCUGGACGUAUUGACCGUAAGAUUGAAUUUCCACCUCCAAAUGAAGAAGCUAGAUUGGACAUUUUAAAGAUUCAUUCUAGAAAGAUGAAUUUAACACGUGGAAUAAAUUUGAGAAAAAUAGCUGAACUUAUGCCAGGUGCAUCAGGAGCAGAGGUUAAGGGUGUUUGUACGGAAGCUGGUAUGUAUGCUCUUAGAGAACGUCGUGUGCACGUAACUCAAGAAGAUUUUGAGAUGGCAGUAGCAAAGGUAAUGCAGAAGGACUCUGAAAAGAAUAUGUCAAUAAAAAAAUUAUGGAAAUAAAUCAACUUUGCAAUUUU